This is a messenger RNA of Quercus robur (English oak), 2240 nucleotides long. RefSeq names its product inositol-pentakisphosphate 2-kinase-like. The record is from RefSeq and is a predicted model, not a curated record. NCBI's taxonomy places the organism in Eukaryota, Viridiplantae, Streptophyta, Magnoliopsida, Fagales, Fagaceae. Gene Ontology annotation, molecular function: ATP binding; inositol-1,3,4,5,6-pentakisphosphate 2-kinase activity. Gene Ontology annotation, biological process: inositol phosphate biosynthetic process. Gene Ontology annotation, cellular component: nucleus.
AAACCCUCUUUAUUCAUACUUAUAUAGUCACUUUCAAGUUUCAACGCCUGAGCAGUGACCUCCACUCACUGCGAGUCGAAAAGAUUCUCUCGCUCUCACUUUCGACAAACCAUAUUUGUCUGCCAUUAUUAUAUUUUUAUCAGAUAGGGUUUUUAAAAAGAUCUGAGAGCAAAACAGUUAGUUGGAUGGAGGGUUUGGUUUUAGAGGAAAAGGACGCUGGUGAUUGGGCGUACAGAGGCGAAGGAGCUUGUAAUCUUGUUCUUGCUUACACUGGAUCCUCUCCCUCCUUUAUGGGGAAAGUGAUGCGGGUACAGAAGGUGCCGCGGCGGGUCGGGUCGCCGGGGAGUCGGUGCCCGACGGCGUUGAGUGAGAAUGAGCGGGUUUUGUGGAAGGAGAUAGACGGCAUCGAUUCGUGCCCUAACAAAGAAAUUGCUGCCCAACUCUAUGUGGAACACGUUAUGUCUCCGCUAUUAGGUUCUAAAUAUGUUGACUCUGGGAUGCGUGUCCUUGUAUCUAGGGAAUUCCUGGAGUCAAUUGAGAAGAACAUUCUAUGUGAGCGUCCUGCUUGGCGAGUUGAUGCUGCCAAGGUUGAUACAGAUUGUGAUUCUGCGCUCCUUAUGAGUGAUCAUUCGCUUUUUCCUGGUACUCUCAAAGGUGUACCCUGUAUAUCUGUUGAGAUAAAGCCCAAAUGUGGAUUUCUCCCUUGUUCAAAAUUCAUAUCUGAAGGAAAUGCUGUUAAACGGAGCAUAACUCGGUUCAGAAUGCACCAAACCCUGAAGUUGCAUCAAGGAGAGAUAUCAGAAUUAAGUGAAUACAAUCCUCUCGAUCUGUUCUCCAAGUCUGAGGGCAAAAUACACAAAGCUAUCAAUGAUCUCUUUACCACGCCACAGAAUAAUUUCCGGGUAUUUUUGAAUGGUUCUCUCAUAUUUGGGGGCUUGGGUGGUGGUGCAGACAGUACUAAUGUUGUGACUAGUGAAGCAUUUGAAGAUGCACUCAAGCCUGUCAUUAGGGCAGAUAGUGGCCUGCGCACAAAGAAUUUCCUACAGCUUGUUUCCGAGACAGUUUAUAAGUCUGGAAUACUGGAUCAGCUUCUUGAGGUCCAGAAGCUUGACAAAUUUGACAUAGAAGGAGCAAUUCAUGCUUAUUAUGACAUUAUUUCUGAGUCUUGUCCAGUAUGUGGAGAAUUGGGUGAAGAAGAAGUAUCACAUAGAUAUACCUCUUUGCAUUCCAUUCCUAUGGAUGAAAGCUUGAAGAUUGUGAAGGACUAUUUGGUAGCUGCAACUGCAAAGGACUGUAGUCUGAUGAUUAGUUUUAGACCAAGGGCAGAUGGGGAUUUGGGAUCUCCAUAUAAUGUACACCUAGAGUCAACCAACCAAACUUUUGAUUACAAGGCAUCUUUCAUUGACCUGGAUUUGAAACCUUUGAAGAAGAUGGGCAAAUAUUAUGAGUUAGACAAGAAGAUAGUCAGAUGCUAUACUAAGAUGGUGGUCACAAAACAAGAAGCAGAUGAAGCCACAAGCAUGGAGGCUUAUACUACUAAUAAAGAUAAAAUAAAAUGCCAUGGAGGAUAAUUUCCUGCUGAAGAUUCUAUUGGAGCUGCAGUUAAUAUAAAAGGCUCUGUGCACUGUGGUUGAGCAGUUUUGGUACUUUAAAUCAGCCUAGUUGAACGUGCGGUCCAGUUUGUUGGCUGCAGCUUGGCUGAACCAUGUGCUCAACAACGAGUUCCUGAGCUGUGAAAAGAAAACUGUAGUGUCAGUGGAACUGCUCUGUUUAAAGUGCAGGAAGAGGGUGAUGAAGUUAAUUGCAACAAUUGAAGGUAUAACUUCUAUAGUCCUUGACCCGUCUAAAAGUACAGUGACAGUAAUUGGUGAAGCUGAUCCAGUGAAGAUCAUCAAGAAGGUCAGAAAAUACAGACAAUCUGCAGCAGUCGUUAGUGUAGGUCCUGCCAAAGAAGAGAAGAAGGAUGAGAAGAAAGAUGUUGUUUCUUUUACUCCAAAGACUUGUCAAAGAUGUGAUGUGUGGUAUGUGAUUGGCGAAGAUUAUUAUAGUUAUUGUUCCAUCAUGUGACUAACCCACGUUUCAUGUAUUAUUUUGUAUAGACUGUUACUAAGUUCUCAUGUCUUUCACAGCCUAAGAUGUUGAGAUUGAUCAAAAUAAUGUCUCUAUUUAAUCUGAACUUAUGGGGGCUUGGCAGCCUCAAAGCGUAUUUCUUGCAUUGAAAAUUUCACAAUUUACUGUAA